Molecule: messenger RNA, 294 nt
Organism: Lottia gigantea (owl limpet)
Lineage: Eukaryota; Metazoa; Mollusca; Gastropoda; Lottiidae
Exons: 1
Biological process (GO): regulation of transcription by RNA polymerase II
Cellular component (GO): nucleus
Molecular function (GO): DNA-binding transcription factor activity, RNA polymerase II-specific; RNA polymerase II transcription regulatory region sequence-specific DNA binding
Source: RefSeq, a predicted model, not a curated record
CAUGCUGAAAUCCAUCCAUACUCUUGUGAUAUCUGUAGUAAGACUUUUAUUUUUCAACGGCGUUAUAAACGCCAUAUGAUAACACAUGACAAUAAUUCCAAAAUCGCUUGCACAAUUUGUGGGAAAGAGUUUGAUAAGGCUUAUAUGGAAAUCCAUGAACGCUCUUACAGUGGCCUGAAACCAUUUGUUUGUGAACACGAAGUCUGUGAGAUGACCUACCCUUCAAACAAUUUACACCAAAGACAUGAACGGAUCCACAUGGAAGAAUUUCGUCUACCUUGUACCUACUGUGAA